Molecule: messenger RNA, 2030 nt
Organism: Oncorhynchus gorbuscha (pink salmon)
Lineage: Eukaryota; Metazoa; Chordata; Actinopteri; Salmoniformes; Salmonidae
Product: brain-derived neurotrophic factor
Exons: 2
Coding region: 509-1318 (269 amino acids)
Biological process (GO): cell surface receptor protein tyrosine kinase signaling pathway; nerve growth factor signaling pathway; neuron projection morphogenesis
Molecular function (GO): growth factor activity; nerve growth factor receptor binding
Source: RefSeq, a predicted model, not a curated record
CUAACACACACUCACACUCUGGAGAAACACGUCACUGAGCUUGGGGACUCAGCGGCUCAUUAAGGAGAAGGAUGUGAUAUUCUCAAUCGAGACUGUGAGACUCCCAGCACGCCUAUUUAUAGAUGCAAUAUCUCUAUGGCAGUCACCGUAGCGUUGGCUAAUCGCAGCCGUAGCCCCAGACGCCAAUUAAGAAUGAAACAAAUGCUUUUUAGGUGGGGUCUGCCCCUCCCUUCUGCUAAGGUCCUUCAGUCCGCCACACUGCCUGGUGGGGGAACGGAUCUGCUUGGAGCGUAUUCCUGCAUCAGGUCGGGAUACAAGGAGGGCGGCAUGCAGAGUGCAGUCAAAGCCCUGCCAUGGCUAUUUUUAAAUGCACCCCUCUGGAGAGCAAGAGCUAGGUUUCUUAUAUUGUGGUUGUUUUCAUAUGUUUGACUCUGGGUCUGGGAUGUCCGUGGAUAUGUUGAAUUGCUGUGACUCAUAGGGCAUAAAGUUCCACCAGGUUAGAAGAGUGAUGACCAUCCUGUUCCUUACUAUGGUUAUUUCGUACUUCAGUUGCAUGAGAGCUGCUCCCAUGAGAGACGCCCCAGGUAUAAGGGGCCACAGAACGGAAGGCUACUUGGGUGCUGCAGUGACUGCCGGACAGGGCCACGGGACUCCACAGAGCGGGGGUGGGCCGGGCCAGCAUGGAGGACUGCCCUCGCUCACAGACACGUUUGAGCAGGUGAUUGAGGAGCUCUUGGAGGUGGAUGGAGAAGCAGCUCAGCUGGGGCCUGGAGCUGACAAGGGCCAGGGAGGAGGGGGUCCUUCCUCUGUGGUCACCACGGAGACCAAGGAUGUCGACCUGUAUGCCUCGCGGGUGAUGAUCAGCAACCAAGUGCCUUUAGAGCCACCGCUGCUUUUUCUCCUGGAGGAAUACAAAAACUACCUGGACGCCGCUAACAUGUCCAUGAGGGUACGGCGGCAUUCAGACCCGUCGCGGCGUGGCGAGCUGAGUGUGUGUGAUAGUAUUAGCCAGUGGGUGACAGCUGUGGACAAAAAGACAGCAAUAGACAUGUCUGGGCAGACCGUUACCGUCCUGGAAAAGGUCCCUGUCCCCAAUGGCCAACUGAAGCAAUACUUUUAUGAGACCAAAUGUAACCCUAUGGGGUACACAAAGGAGGGCUGCCGUGGAAUAGACAAGAGGCAUUAUAACUCCCAAUGCAGGACAACCCAGUCCUACGUGCGAGCGCUCACCAUGGAUAGCAAAAAGAAGAUUGGCUGGCGGUUUAUAAGGAUAGACACAUCAUGUGUAUGCACAUUGACCAUUAAAAGAGGAAGAUAGUGUAUAUAAUGUAUAGAUUUUAUUGAGAGUUUAAAAAAGAGAGUAAAGAGAAAAUAUCUAUUUGUAUAUAUACAUAACAGGGUAAAUUAUUCCGUCAAAUGAAAAUUUUAUGGACUGCAUGUAAAAAAAGAUGACGUUUAUACAGUAAAAGUGAUACUACAGUCUAUUUAUUGAACAUAUUCAUGACCUUGUAAACAAUUAAAAAAAGAUCUGAUCAGUCAUUUGCGCCCAGUUUAAAUUACUAUAUCACAUUCCUCAAGACAUUGUGGUUUGUUUACGUUGCCAAGAAUGUGAGAAAGAGGGAAAAGAGCGAUGAGGGUGAGGACGAGUUCCAUUAAAAAAACUUGCAUGCUGCUUCAAUUGUGAAUUGAGAAUUUGUCCACCUAAGAAAAAAGGAUAUGAUACCGACCAAAACAUUCCGUUUACAUACUCAACAGUAAAAGGGUUUUCCUCCUCAGUACUUUAUCUGUUUACUGUUCUAAACUUCUCAAGGUAAUGUUGGAAUUACAUACUAUGUCAAGGUGCUGUUGUCAAAGCUUUGCUGUUUAUUUUUUUAUCCCCACCAGAGGACAAAAUAUAAGAAUAUAUAUAUAUAUAAAAAAUUUAUUCAUUGACAUAUGUUUCUGGAUUAAUAUAAUUCAUUUUGUAUGUUGUGAAGUUGUUUGCAAUAUUAAAUUGAAAUAUUUAAAGAAAUAAAAAUGACUAUAGGCAA